GGUAAGCAACUCUUAAUUAUUGAUUGCCGGAAAGAAAUGCCGACCAGGAUGAGAGAAUAUUCCCAUCAGGAAAAAGACAUGGCUCUACAUCCUGUGUUAUACAUAGAUGUAAAAUGCCUACUAUAAUCUGAACUCACCUUUACUUUCCUCAUGGAGCUUCAAUGGCCUUCUUUCCAGGUCCUGUUUACUUUUUCUCUAUUUAUAAUUAUGGCACUGAAAAUAGUGAAGAGAGGCAAAACCAAAGACUCCGCUAUAAAUCUACCCCCGGGGCCAUGGAAGCUACCUUUUAUAGGAAACAUACACCAGCUCGUUGGCUCUCAACCCCAUCAUGCACUACGAAACUUGGCGAACAGAUAUGGACCUCUCAUGCAUCUAAGGCUGGGAGAAGUUUUAACCAUAGUUGUUUCGUCAGCGGAGUAUGCUAAAGAAGUGAUGAAAACCCAUGAUGUUAUGUUUGCAUCAAGGCCCCCUCUCCUUGCUUCAACGAUCAUGUCUUAUGGUUCUACAAACAUUGGCUUUGCACCAUAUGGUGAUUACUGGAGACAACUGCGAAAAAUUUGUACACUAGAGCUUUUAAGCCCAAAGCGUGUUCAAGGGUUCCGGCCUAUUAGGGAAGAAGAGGCAAUGAAGCUCAUGGAAUGGAUUGCUUUGAGAGAAGGAUCACCUAUUAAUCUCACUGAGGAAAUUUACUCAUCCACAUAUACAGUCACUUCCCGAGCAGCCUUUGGUAAGAAAAACAAAGAUCAUGAAAAAUUCAUAUAUGCUGUGAAGGAAUCUAUAAAGGUGGCAGCAGGCUUUGAUCUUGCAGAUGUUUUUCCUUCUGUCAAACUGCUUAAUCUGAUAGGUGGAAUUAGGCCUAAACUUGAGAGGCUACAUAAAGAAACUGACAGGAUAAUGGAAAACAUCAUCAAAGAACAUAAAAAAGAUAGAGCAACAUCAGAAAGUGGUGAAGGUAAAGCAGAGGAAGACCUGGUAGAUGUUCUCCUAAAAUUUCACGAGCGUGGCAAUGGCUUUGAGUUUUCCCUAACUACUGACAACAUCAAAGCUGUAAUCUUGGACAUUUUUGGUGCUGGGAGUGAGACAUCAGCUACAGCUGUAGAUUGGGCAAUGUCAGAAAUGAUAAAGAAUCCCAGAAUAAUGAAAAUAGCACAGGAUGAGGUGAGGGAAGUGUUCAAUACAAAAGGUCAGGUAGAUGAAACAUGCAUUAGAGAGAUGAAAUAUUUAAACUCAGUAAUUAAAGAGACCCUGAGGUUACAUCCUCCUGCUCCCCUCUUACUUCCAAGAGAAUGCAGAGAAAGUUGUGAGAUUAAUGGAUAUGAAAUACCUGUCAAAACCAAGGUCAUUGUCAAUGGAUGGGCAAUUGGUAGAGAUCCCAAUUACUGGACUGAACCUGAGAUAUUUUAUCCAGAGAGGUUCCUUGAUAGCUCCAUUGACUACACGGGAACCAACUUUGAGUAUAUCCCAUUUGGUUCUGGUAGGAGAAUAUGCCCUGGCAUAUCAUAUGGCCUGGCCAACGUUGAGCUCCCGCUUGCAUUUUUGUUAUACCAUUUUGAUUGGAAACUCCCAAAUGGAAAAAAUCAUGAAGAUCUGGACAUGACCGAGGCUUUUGGUAUUACAGUCCGAAGGAAAGAAGAUCUGCACUUGAUUCCCAUUCCUUAUCAUCCUCCGCCUACUGAAAAAUCGCACGAAUAAAACAAAGUAAAGUCCAGUCCGAAGGAAAGAAGAUCUGCACUUGAUUCCCAUUCCUUAUCAUCCUCCGCCUACUGAAAAAUCGCACGAAUAAAACAAAGUAAAGUCUAUUUGUUUAUGUGUUAUCCCGUGCUAGAAGGAUUACAAUGCGUUGUAGUCGCAUUAUAACAAUCAAAGAAUUGAGAACCAUAUCAAUUCAUCUACUAUAAUCAUGAGCAAAUUUGAAGACCUGCAUAUAUACUUUUUAGUCCUGGAUUUGAAAACACUUUCCUGAUGUUUUGUUA
This is a messenger RNA of Prunus avium (sweet cherry), 1973 nucleotides long. Its product is annotated as cytochrome P450 71D11-like. The record is from RefSeq and is a predicted model, not a curated record. Gene Ontology annotation, molecular function: heme binding; monooxygenase activity; iron ion binding. Lineage: Eukaryota; Viridiplantae; Streptophyta; Magnoliopsida; Rosales; Rosaceae.